Penicillium crustosum is the source of this 738-nucleotide messenger RNA. RefSeq names its product CSN8/PSMD8/EIF3K family protein. The transcript has 2 exons. Gene Ontology annotation, biological process: regulation of translational initiation. Bases 1 to 738 code for a protein of 245 amino acids. The record is from RefSeq and is a predicted model, not a curated record. Gene Ontology annotation, molecular function: ribosome binding; translation initiation factor activity. Gene Ontology annotation, cellular component: eukaryotic translation initiation factor 3 complex; cytoplasm. Lineage: Eukaryota; Fungi; Ascomycota; Eurotiomycetes; Eurotiales; Aspergillaceae.
AUGGUCGCCUUCGAUAAGUGUGAGACCCGGCCGGCCCAUAUUGAGGCCAUCCUCAAUGGCCUCGACCGGUACAACCCCGAGACCACCACCGUCUUCCAGGACUAUGUCUCCCAGCAGUGCGAGGACCGGACAUUCGACUGCUACGCCAACUUGGCCCUGCUGAAGCUCUUCCAGUUCAACCCCCACCUUAUCCAACCCGAUACCGUGACCAACAUCCUGGCCAAGGCCCUGACUGUGUUCCCCUCGCCCGCCUUCUCGCUCUGCCUCGCCCUGCUCCCAACAAACACCCAGCCCUUCCCCACCACCACCGAGGCCCAAACCGCCUCGCAGACCUCCGAUUUCGUCGAGUCCGUGCAGAAGCUCACCCGCCUGUCCACUCUUCUCGAGUCCGCCCAGUACGCCCAGUUCUGGUCCACCCUGAACUCGGAUGAUCUGUACGCAGACCUGACCGCCGACGUGGCUGGCUUCGAGGAGCUCGUCCGCAUCCGCAUCGCCGUCGAGGUCGGCAACACCUUCCGCUCCAUCACCGCCGAGAACCUCGAGUCCUGGCUCGAUGUCCGCAGCCGUGACGCACUCGACAAGUUCGUCGUCGAUGUCUGUGGCUGGAAGGUUGAUGGCGCCGUCAUCCGCGUGCCUACCAACAAGGAGAACGAGGCCCGCUCCGAGGUCAAGAGCGAGCACGUCGGCAUCGAGCAGUUCGGUCGUGUCAUCCGUCGUGGCUUUGAAUUGCCCGCAUAA